Drosophila persimilis is the source of this 2436-nucleotide messenger RNA. It is a transcript of the gene Ir21a, whose product is annotated as ionotropic receptor 21a. Gene Ontology annotation, cellular component: membrane. The record is from RefSeq and is a predicted model, not a curated record. NCBI's taxonomy places the organism in Eukaryota, Metazoa, Arthropoda, Insecta, Diptera, Drosophilidae. The transcript has 5 exons. The coding region runs from base 1 to 2430 and encodes 809 amino acids. Gene Ontology annotation, molecular function: ligand-gated monoatomic ion channel activity.
AUGCGUCUCCGACGACGUGUUGAUUCAACUUUUCACGGCAAACCAAAGCCACGCGGAGAGCUUCUGGCCAAUAAAUUUCACAUAAAUGCAUAUAGUUUGGAUCAGACCAACUCCCUUGUGGCGCUUGUCAACAAAAUAGCUCAUGAGUACUUGGGAAAGUGUCCACCGGUUAUAUAUUACGAUGCUUUUGUGGAAAAAUCGGAUGGACUCGUGUUGGAGACUCUAUUCAAGACCAUUCCUAUUUCGUUUUAUCAUGGCGAAAUCAAUGCCCGCUAUGAGGCUGAAAAUCCCCACCUCACAAGUCAUAUCGACAGCAAUUGCAAGAGCUACAUUCUGUUCCUUUCGGACCCGCUGAUGGCACGUAAGAUUCUAGGUCCUCAGACAGAGAGCCGCGUGGUGCUCGUCUCACGGUCAACGCAGUGGAAGCUCCGUGACUUUCUGUCUUCGGAGCUGUCCUCAAAUAUUGUGAAUUUACUCGUUAUUGGGGAGUCGCUGAUGGCGGAUCCAAUGCGAGAGCGUCCGUACGUAUUGUACACCCACAAGCUGUACGCAGAUGGUCUCGGCUCGAAUACACCUGUCGUUCUUACUAGCUGGAUAAAAGGCGGUCUAUCCCGACCCCACAUAAAUCUCUUCCCUCCAAAAUUCCAAGCUGGCUUUGCAGGACAUCGUUUUCAAGUCUCUGCUGCCAAUCAACCGCCUUUCAUAUUUCGUAUACGCACUUUGGACUCUUCGGGCAUGCUGCAGCUGCAAUGGGACGGCGUGGAGUUGCGGUUGCUGAACAUGAUUUCGAAGCGCCUGAACUUCUCGGUGGAUAUCUCAGAGGCUCCUAGGGUGUCCGAUAGUCGCAGCAUCGUUGAGAACAUUCAGACGGAGAUUGCCCAAAAGACAGUUGACAUAGGAAUGUCCGGUAUUUACGUGACUGCGGAGCGUCUGCGGGAGACCGACAUGUCCGUCGGACACUCGCGCGAUUGUGCGGCUUUCAUUACGUUGGCGUCCAAGGCGCUGCCAAAAUAUAGGGCCAUCAUGGGCCCGUUCCAGUGGCCAGUUUGGGUGGCUCUUAUUUGCGUGUACCUGGGUGCGAUCGUUCCGAUUGUAUUCACCGACCGCUUGACGCUGAGCCAUUUGCUGGGAAACUGGGGAGAGGUGGAAAAUAUGUUUUGGUAUGUGUUUGGCAUGUUCACAAACGCUUUUACCUUCACCGGCAAAUACUCGUGGAGCAAUACGCAAAAGAACUCCACGCGUUUGCUUAUCGGCGCCUAUUGGCUCUUCACGAUAAUCAUUACAUCUUGCUACACCGGAUCGAUCAUAGCGUUUGUGACAUUGCCGGCGUUUCCAGAUACGGUUGACUCUGUCUUAGAUUUGCUCGGACUCUUCUUUCGCGUUGGCACGCUGGACAACGGAGGCUGGGAGACAUGGUUUCAAAAUUCCACACACAUUCCCACGUCACGGCUUUACAGGAAAAUGGAGUUCGUAGGGAGUCUGGAAGAAGGCAUCGGAAACGUCACGCAAAGUUUCUUUUGGAACUACGCAUUUCUUGGAUCAAAAGCUCAGCUUGAAUACUUGGUCCAAUCGAAUUUCUCGGAUGAAAAUAUAUCGCGGCGUUCGGCACUUCAUCUGAGCGAAGAGUGUUUCGCUCUCUUCCAAAUUGGUUUCCUGUUUCCUCGAGAAUCUGUGUACAAGCGAAAGAUCGACUCUAUGAUUUUGCUGGCCCAGCAAAGCGGACUUAUUAGCAAAAUCAACAAUGAGGUAAGCUGGGUCAUGCAGCGUUCAACAUCAGGUCGCUUGCUGCAGGCCAGUUCGUCCAGCUCCCUGCGAGAAAUCAUCCAGGAGGAACGCCAGCUGACCACCGCGGACACAGAGGGGAUGUUUCUCCUAAUGGCACUGGGAUACUUUCUGGGCGGAACUGCCCUGGUAUCCGAAAUCGUAGGAGGAAUCACCAACAAGUGCCGGCAAAUCAUCAAACGUUCUCGGAAGUCAGCCUCCAGCUCGUGGUCCUCCCAAAAGAGUUCCGCACUUGGCCCAGGUGGAGAGCGUACAUCUGCCCAGAAAAUAGAGCACGACGAACGCAAGGCGGCGCGUCGUGACGCGGCAGACGAUGGCCAGAAGAUGAGUUUCGGAAUGCGGGAACUUAAUUUGACGCGCACAACGUUUCGUGAAUUAUAUGGGAAUUACAGCAGAGCAGAUCAGCAGCAAAGCUGUGGCCACAAGCCUUCGGAUCUCGUGCAGUCCCACGAGCACACCGCCCAGAACGAAUCUCUGGAUUGUUUGGAUGAGUUAAUAGCUCAUUUGGAGAAGGCCGAAGCUCAAAGUGACCCUUCUUCAGCUCAGCAGUUUUUUCCUGAUGAAUAUUUUGGUGCAAACACCGAACACGCGAGCGUCGAAUGUUUUGGUCCAAACACAGAACAAUCAAGCGACACAACACAGAAGUAAAUAAUC